Molecule: messenger RNA, 2112 nt
Organism: Cucurbitaria berberidis CBS 394.84
Lineage: Eukaryota; Fungi; Ascomycota; Dothideomycetes; Pleosporales; Cucurbitariaceae
Product: acetoacetate-CoA ligase
Exons: 4
Coding region: 1-2112 (703 amino acids)
Biological process (GO): lipid metabolic process
Cellular component (GO): cytosol
Molecular function (GO): acetoacetate-CoA ligase activity
Source: RefSeq, a predicted model, not a curated record
AUGCCUUCGCAACACCCUGCCCCUCGCAAGUUAUGGCAACAUUCUAACCCAAAUUCUACGGCCAUGUGGAAGUUUAUGCAGAAUGCCAAUCUGAAAAGGGGGCUGAAUUUGGAAACAUUUCGUGAGCUGUAUGACUGGAGUGUUGGAGAUAAGCGGACAGACUUCUGGGAAGACAUGCUAGAUGCGAGUGGGUUGAUCUACGGGGGAAGGUACACCGAGGUCGUCGACACCUCUGCGCCUAUGGACAGCAUACCACGCUGGUUCCAGGGCACACACUUGAACUUUGCAGAGAACAUUCUCUACUCUGCUAGCUCAUCCGAUCCGUCUGUUCGCACCACAGAGCAUAAAGAAGACGCGAAGAUCGCACUGACCGAGAUACGUGAGGGCAACACUGAAGUCCGGCAUCUGACAUGGGGCGAGCUACGCCGACGUGUAGGUGUGCUAGCUAAUGCACUCCGAGCAAGAGGCGUGAAGAAAGGCGAUCGAGUCGCCGUAGUGGCAAGUACGAGCUUCGACACUUUUAUCGUCUUCAUGGCUAUUGUGAGUUUAGGGGGCCUGUUUACAUCUAGCAGUACAGACAUGGGAACCAAGGGUAUACUGGAGCGUUUACUCCAGAUCAAGCCUGCCUAUGUCUUUGUUGACGACUGGGCUGUCUACAACGGGAAGACUAUCGACCUGCGGCCGAAGAUCCAGGAGAUCGUCCAAGGAAUGAGCAGUGUUAGUGAGUUCAAAGGGGUAGUAACACAGCCGAGAUUUCCAGGUAAACCAGCGGAUCUCGACGGUGUACCGAGAACGGUCACUCUCGAAGGAUUCUUGAAAGCUGCCCAUGGGAACGAGGAGUUGAAGAUUGAGAGAGUGGCUUUUCGCGAUCCGUUCUUGAUUGUGUACUCGAGUGGUACCACUGGGGUUCCAAAAUGCAUUUGCCAUUCGACUGGUGGCGUGCUGGUCAGCGUCGCCAAAGAAGGUCUGCUACAUCGCGAGAUUCGACCCGAUAGCGUAGUACUGCAGUACACCACAACGGGCUGGAUCAUGUACCUGGCCUCAGUACAGUGCUGCCUCUUCGGCAGUCGAAGCAUCCUCUACGACGGCUCCCCCUUCCAACCCUCUCCCCAAGCCUUCCUAUCCAUCGUCCAAGAGCAGCGCGUCACCGACUUCGGCACCUCACCGCGCUUCCUACACGAACUGCAGAAGCGCGGCAUCAUUCCUCGCAGUCUCUUUGAUCUCUCGGCCCUCCGCUCCGUCAGUACAACUGGCAUGGUCCUCUCCGAAUCGCAGUUCGAAUGGUUCUACGACACAGGCUUUCCCGCUGCUGUUCACCUGCGAAAUAUAUCUGGUGGCACCGACCUAGCUGGCUGCUUCGCUCUUGAGAAUCCCCUCGAGCCCGUGUACGUGGGCGGAUGCCAGGGCCCUUGCUUAGGCACGAAACUAGAAGUCUACGAUAGUUUGAUUGAAUCGGGACCAGGGCGUGCUAUCCCGCACGGUGAGCCCGGCGAACUCGUCGCCACAGCCUCCUUUCCCAAUCAACCCGUCUUCUUCUGGGGCGAUGAGACGGGCGAGCGAUAUCAAAAUGCAUACUACACGCGCUUCCCGCACGUCUGGACGCACGGAGAUUUCAUCCAGAUGCAUCCUACUACUGGCCAGAUCCUGUUCCUGGGUCGCGCAGAUGGUGUGCUGAACCCUAGUGGUGUGCGCUUUGGAUCGAGCGAUAUAUACAGUGUGAUUGAGGCGCAUUUCCCUGAAGUCGCGGAUAGCAUGUGCGUUGGGCAACGGAGACCGCAGGACGACGAUGAGAGCGUCAUGUUGUUUCUGAAAAUGAAUGAUGGGUAUGAGUUUACGGAAGAGCUAAUUGCCAAGGUCAAGGGCAAGAUUAGUGAGGAGAGGAGUAGGCGACAUGUUCCUAAAUAUGUGUUUCAGACUUGGGAUAUUCCGACUACGGUGAAUCUGAAGAAGGUUGAGUUACCGGUUAAGCAGAUCGUUUCUGGCAAGAUUAUCAAACCGAGCGGGACGCUGGCGAAUCCGGAGAGCUUGAAAUACUACGAGCAGUUUGCGAGGGUGGAAGAGGUACUUGAGCAGAAGAGAAAGGACAAGGCGCAGGGUAGGAGUCGGCUCUAG